Messenger RNA from Oldenlandia corymbosa var. corymbosa, 1248 nucleotides. NCBI's taxonomy places the organism in Eukaryota, Viridiplantae, Streptophyta, Magnoliopsida, Gentianales, Rubiaceae. The record is from the annotation of a GenBank genome assembly.
AUGUCCAUCUCUGCUGUCUCUAAUGGGAUCAAACUGCCAUUACCAAAAACACAAUGGCAUCAAAGAAUUCUUUCAGCUCAAUUUCUUACUCAUUUUCAGGUGAGCUCUGCACCUUAUCCUCCUUCUUUACAUUUGAAGAGAUCCUUUAAUUUUAGUAAGGAAAGAUUUAGGCUUGUAAAGGCUUCUGCUGCUCCAGUUGUUGAAGCUCCCAAAACUUCAUUCAGAAACAAAAAACCCGCUGAUAUCAAUGUAUUAGUUGUGGGUUCAACGGGUUACAUUGGGAAUUUUGUUGUUAAAGAGUUAGUGAAAAGAGGGUUCAAUGUCAUUGCUGUUGCUAGGGAAAAAAGUGGAAUUAGAGGCAGAAAUGAUAAAGAUAAGACCUUGGAAAUGUUGAAUGGUGCAAAUGUGUGCUUUUCUGAUGUGACUGAACUGGAUGCUUUGGAAAAGAGUUUGGCAAAUUUAGGGGUUCCAAUUGAUGUUGUGGUGUCUUGCCUUGCUAGUAGAAAUGGUGGGGUGAAGGAUUCAUGGAAGAUUGAUUAUGAUGCUACAAAGAAUAGUCUUGUUGCUGGGAGGAAAUUUGGGGCUUCCCAUUUUGUGUUGCUAUCUGCAAUCUGUGUGCAAAAACCCCUUCUUGAAUUUCAAAGAGCAAAGUUGAAAUUUGAGGCUGAGUUAGUAGAAGAAGCUGAAAAGGAUGAGGAAUUUACUUACAGCAUUGUUAGGCCAACAGCAUUUUUCAAGAGUCUUGGAGGACAGGUUGAGUUGGUGAAAGAUGGGAAGCCAUAUGUGAUGUUUGGGGAUGGGAAAUUGUGUGCUUGUAAGCCAAUUAGUGAGCCUGAUUUAGCAUCAUUUAUUGCAGAUUGUGUAUUGAGUGAGAACAAAAUCAAUCAAUUUUUACCCAUUGGAGGACCUGGAAAGGCCUUAACACCAUUGGAGCAAGGGGAAAUGUUGUUCAAACUAUUGGGAAAGGAGCCUAAGUUUCUGAAAGUUCCUAUUGAAAUAAUGGACUUUGCCAUUGGAGUUCUUGACUUCUUAGUGAAAAUAUUCCCUUCACUGGAAGAUGCAGCUGAGUUCGGGAAGAUUGGUCGGUAUUAUGCGGCCGAAAGCAUGCUUGUAUGGGAGCCUGAAACUGGAGAGUACAAUGCUGAUAAAACACCUAGUUAUGGAACUGAUACAUUGGAAGAUUUCUUCAAGAAAGUCCUCACAGAAGGAAUGGAAGGUCAGGAAUUAGGGGAGCAAACAAUUUUCUAG